AUGAUUUUGUUGGACUUUCUUUUGAUAAUCUGGAUGGUUUUGCUUGUGGGCGAAUCAUCCGAAAUUGAUGUACUUAACACUAGAUUUCUUCCGAAUGGUGCUGCUUUCUUUACUGAUAUCGGUUCCGCCAAGGAAAAUUCAAUUUAUUUACAAGAUUUUGCUCUAAUUGGAAGUGUAGAUGACGCUUUUCUUAAUAUUAACAUUGGAAAUUUAAGAGUUAAUGCGUCUAUUAAUCCGGAUUCUCAUAGUUUUUCAAGCCAACCCCUUACGACUGUACACUUAUUUCAGAAAGAAUUAUUUGAAGAUGGCCCGACUCUCCAUUUUCUUUGUCAUUCUUUGAUUACACCUGAGCUCUUGAAGAAUUUACACAAUAGACAUAUGAGCACCUGCUGUAUCAUAAAAGUGAUUGCGAGCAACCGGCAUUUCUUUACCGGUUGUCUGAUAAACAAUCUCACUUCUAAUAACCGAUCGACUUGCCAUGCUUCCAUUCACAUUGAAAAUCGAGCUUGGAACGUUUCACUUAACAAUGAACUCGACGUCAGUUAUCGGAUAAAUACAGUUCACUAUGUGAAGUCAAACUCCGUAAAUUUACUCAUGGAUUCGGCUGCUCUCUCAAGGCAAUGCUGGACACCUCUAGCAACUCAGAUGUCAAAUUUUAAAUUCCUCUCCAAAAUCUCCCUCAAGAAGAUGCAACGAGAUGAAUCCCGUGAAAUCGGGCGCAAUAUUCGACUUGACAUUCCAUCCAGGCACCUUAAAAAUGGUGAAUAUUUUAGUGUGCCUGUUCGAGUAAAGGAGCAUACAAACAUUGCAGACUUCACUCUAAGAUGUGAAAUUCCAUUGAACACAUAUGUUGAGUUCAUUAGAGUGGUUUGGCCUUGGGAAAUCGACGAAUCUUCGAGUUUUGGUCGUGAUGGAAAUGUUCGGCUUCUUCAAUUGAAUAAUGGAUUUAGUGCUUGGGACAUCUCCCAGCGCCACAUUCCAAGUCUAAAAGGAAAUGUCACAGAAGUAGUUGCCAAAUAUCGCGAAACUGCAAUCGAUCCUUUUCCCAGCGAUCAUUUUAGGUUCUCAACAUCAUUUGUCAACACUGCUGUCCUUUCUGGCUAUCCAACUCGCCACCCCGUCUGGAUUUACGGACUCACACACAACAAUGAACUUCAGGAUGUGACUUCCACUUCAACAUGUCACACUAGCGAUGAUUCUGUCGCGCAUUUUCCGAAAGAUUCCUGCUCGGCUGGGCUGGUGUUCUCAGGGGGAGAAUUGGCAGGGGGCGACUCCAUCUCUCUUGUCGCCAAAGUCGAUAGAAUCAGUGCUAGCGAAUUGAUCACAGUGUGGUAUCCACAACUACCUCAGGGUGUCACGUUAGUUGCUGAAAGCCCACGAGGAGGAACCACGACAGCUCCAUUCACUUUCACUUCAACGUUGUCGGCUGGAUAUUCAACAUCGUCAAUUCUACUUCGGACAUUGGCAGAGUAA
Molecule: messenger RNA, 1473 nt
Organism: Rodentolepis nana
Lineage: Eukaryota; Metazoa; Platyhelminthes; Cestoda; Cyclophyllidea; Hymenolepididae
Source: the annotation of a GenBank genome assembly